UUCUUCCUCUUUUUGGUCCUCAUGUGUGUUACAGUCGUAGGGAACUUCUUGGUAAUCGCAACCUUUCUAAAAACUGAACGUCUUAGGACACCUACAUACUAUCUUCUUUCCAGUUUAGCUGCUGUAGACCUUUUAACUGGUUUGGUCGCAGUCCCGUUGGAAGUCUAUCGGAAAAAUGUAUUUUCUGAAAUAACGUGCCUUGAAAUGAACUCAAGGUAUUUCGCAGGAUUCAGCUUUGUUUGUGGCACCAUUAAUCUUUUUCAUAUUUUUAUGGUAACAAGUGAUCGAUAUAUCGCCGUUCAUAGACCCCUCCGAUACCAAACUAUCGUCACCACAAAGCGAGUCGCGUUUGGGAUACUCGCCAGUUGGUUGUUGACUACCGUUGGGGGUUUACUUAGCCAAGUCGGCAAAUUAGAAGAAGGUCCAACUGUCGUUACAGUCUACUGCUCUGGCACUACUUCCCAUUAUGCUCUCGUCUUUCACGAUCUUUGUGGGGAUCACUAA
Lytechinus variegatus (green sea urchin) is the source of this 504-nucleotide messenger RNA. RefSeq names its product adenosine receptor A2b-like. Gene Ontology annotation, biological process: G protein-coupled receptor signaling pathway. Gene Ontology annotation, molecular function: G protein-coupled receptor activity. Gene Ontology annotation, cellular component: membrane. Lineage: Eukaryota; Metazoa; Echinodermata; Echinoidea; Temnopleuroida; Toxopneustidae. The record is from RefSeq and is a predicted model, not a curated record. The annotation marks the transcript as partial. The transcript is spliced from 3 exons.